AUGCAGUCUGUUAAGAGGGUAACUGUUCUGCAUGAAACCAUUCUUUGGAGAAAUGGGUCACCUGAAAAACCAGUGCUCUGCAAUGCAUGUGGAUCAAGAUGGCGGGGUAGAAGGACACUAGAUGGCUAUAUUCCCAGACAUGGAAACAUAGAAAUAGAGAACUAUCUGCUCCCUUAUGACAUGAAGCCGGCCCGUGAAGGAAAAAAGUUAGAAGUUGGAAUAGAGGUUUCUGGACAGGAUGGCUCUUCAGCUUGUCUUGAAGAGGAAAUGAAUAACAUAUCAAGCUUAUGUUUAGCAGGAUCAUCCUCAGAAAACUGCAUGCAGAUGGAAGAAACAAAUGCAUACAAAGGUUCUCUAUGGAAUCCUGACAGUGUCCCAAGAAGAAAAAGAUCAGAGCGUAGAAAAUGCAUUUUGUCACCUAUUGAAAGAUUCCAGAGGCAACUUCAUAACAUUCUACAGGAGCCAGACUUUGAAAAUAUCUCUGCAGACGAUGAAAAUAUUCUAGUAUAUGCAAGGAACAAACACUUUCCUCCUAAUGAGAUUGGUCUUGGAGCUAUGCUUCCACCUACUGCUACAAAACACUUGACAACUCUAUCUCCAUUGGCAGAAGAUAAUGAUGCCUCUUGCUCAGUGAAUGUUCCUGUAGGAAAUUCCAAUUCCAAUUUGUAA
This is a messenger RNA of Solanum lycopersicum (tomato), 669 nucleotides long. Its product is annotated as GATA transcription factor 26-like. The record is from RefSeq and is a predicted model, not a curated record. Lineage: Eukaryota; Viridiplantae; Streptophyta; Magnoliopsida; Solanales; Solanaceae. Gene Ontology annotation, biological process: regulation of DNA-templated transcription. Gene Ontology annotation, molecular function: sequence-specific DNA binding; zinc ion binding.